Molecule: messenger RNA, 1425 nt
Organism: Manihot esculenta (cassava)
Lineage: Eukaryota; Viridiplantae; Streptophyta; Magnoliopsida; Malpighiales; Euphorbiaceae
Product: AP2/ERF and B3 domain-containing transcription factor RAV1
Exons: 1
Coding region: 119-1219 (366 amino acids)
Biological process (GO): regulation of DNA-templated transcription
Molecular function (GO): DNA binding; DNA-binding transcription factor activity
Source: RefSeq, a predicted model, not a curated record
CACUUCCUCAAACGCAAUCCAAUUCAAGUAGCAAAAAAAGAAAACACCUCCCCCUUCUCCUUUUUCCAAAUUACAACUGCGCAACAGCAGCGAGGAGAGAAUUUAAGAUAAGCAGAAUAUGGACGGAAGCUGCACGGAUGAGAGUACUACCAGUGAGACUUUAUCCAUAUCCAUUUCUCCGACGUCCGCUGUCUCUUCCUUUCCUCCGCCAACUAAAUCUCCUGAGUCUCCUCUUGGCCGCGUUGGCAGCGGCUCAAGUGUGAUUCUUGAUUCUGAAUCCGGCGUAGAAGCUGAGUCCCGUAAACUCCCUUCCUCUAAAUACAAAGGUGUCGUUCCCCAACCCAACGGCCGCUGGGGCGCGCAGAUUUACGAGAAGCAUCAGCGUGUCUGGCUUGGUACAUUCAAUGAGGAAGAUGAGGCUGCCAGAGCUUACGAUAUCGCUGCUCAGAGGUUCCGUGGCCGCGAUGCCAUCACUAACUUCAAGCCUCAGGGUGCUGAAACCGAGGCGGAUGAUAUCGAAGCCGCUUUUUUGAACUCCCAUUCCAAAGCUGAAAUCGUUGAUAUGCUGAGAAAACACACAUACGACGAUGAGCUCGAGCAAAGCAAGCGAAACUAUAAAAUUGAUGGGCUAGGAAAACAGAAUCGAAACCCAGGCGCCAAUAAUGUUGCUCUCUCAGGGUCUGACCGCGUCCUGAAAGCGCGUGAACAGCUUUUCGAGAAAGCGGUGACGCCGAGCGACGUUGGGAAACUCAAUCGCCUGGUGAUUCCUAAACAACACGCAGAGAAACACUUCCCUUUACAGAGCGGAAACAAUAGCACAAAAGGGGUGCUGCUAAAUUUUGAGGACAUUUCAGGCAAAGUAUGGAGAUUUCGCUACUCUUAUUGGAACAGUAGCCAGAGCUACGUAUUGACAAAAGGAUGGAGCCGGUUUGUCAAAGAGAAGAACCUGAAAGCAGGUGACAUUGUGAGUUUUCAGAGGUCGACCGGACCGGAUAAGCAGCUGUACAUAGAUUGGAAAGCAAGAAAUGGGUCGAACCCAGUGGUUUGCUCGGUCCAACCUGUUCAGAUGGUGAGAUUGUUUGGGGUCAACAUUUUUAAGGCGCCCGGCGGCAGUGGUGUGGCAGAAGGCGCUGGUGGAUGUAAUGGGAAGAGAAUGAGGGAAAUGGAGCUGUUAUCGUUAAAUUGUAUUAAGAAACAGAGGAUAAUCGGUGCUUUGUAACAUUUUGUAAUUUUCUUUUUUUUUUUUUUUGGCAUUUUUGUGAAUGGGGUUUAGGAGGAGGAGGAUGAGAAAGGGGCCAGACAGGUGGUGUUAGAAGCCAGUUGCAAAAGAUGAACUGUAUAUUACAAGGGAAAAAAGCUUAAAAAAUUAGGCUGCAACAAAUUUAAAGGGAAAAAAUAUAUAUAUCCGUCAAAUUGUUCUGUUCA